AUGACCGCUUUGGGCAAUCGGUCCUGUCUCAGGUCCCUGCCCGAAACCGCGACCAGUGUGUGCCACUGCAUCUGGGCGCGGAUCAUGAUGGCGAGCACCUGCGCAGAGGACACCGCCUCGCCGUCGUCACCGUUCGCGACCACCACCACCUCGGCCAUGACGGGGUCCCCGACGAGGGAUGGCCUGCUGCCUGACGUUUCCUUCCUGCCGGCGUGGAGGAACCUCGUAAUUGUCUCCUGCACCAUGUGGUCGAGGUCGAUCUGUGGACUGACCGACGAUCCCGCGCGCUUCCACGCGAUCUUAUCCUGCUUGCGCAGGGACAGGUACGCCUCGCGGACCGUCUCGAAGGUAACGCCCUCCAGGGCCAUCGGCGCGAACUGCUCGACGCUCCAGCGCUCGCUCAGGCUCUUGAGCGUGAGGUCCUGA
Messenger RNA from Prorocentrum cordatum, 426 nucleotides. Lineage: Eukaryota; Dinophyceae; Prorocentrales; Prorocentraceae. The record is from the annotation of a GenBank genome assembly.